UGCACUGUACUGGCGGUCGAAGAGUUAUCAUCUUCUUCCUUGGCUUCACAAUACAUGAUGUAGCUUGUGUUCAAUUAAAUUUAUAUUUUAUGUGCCAUCGCCUAUCGCCAUUUCAAUUCUAGACUAGAGGUUUUUUACUGCCUACUGGAUCGGCCAUCAUGAGCGCAAGAGAUGAAUGGGACGUAUAUUUCCAGCAGCUUCAGGAGCCAUCAAAGCUGCAGGUUCAGGCUGAACAAGUCCGUCGUUUCGUGAGUGAACAUGCAAAGGCCAAGCGUCGCAUCGCUUUAGUCACGUCUGGUGGCACUGCAGUUCCUCUGGAAAGCAACACUGUUCGCUUUGUGGAUAACUUCAGCUCUGGCACGCGUGGUGCUGCAUCAGCCGAAUACUUUCUCCAAGAGGGCUAUGCAGUCAUAUUUCUCCACCGUGCACGGUCACUGGAGCCGUUCAGCCGUCACUGGGCGCACCAGUCGCUCUUCAGCAUCCUGGAGCUGGAGGCUGAAGCAUCCGGAAAGGCAACAGCUGUCGUGAAAUCCUCUGUGGCUAGCGAUGUCAGUUGUCAACUCCAAAACUUCCAGAAAUAUUGUAAAUCCAGCGUUUACCUGGCUGUCUCCUUCACAACGUUAGCCGACUAUUUGUUCUACCUGCGCGAGUUCUCCAUGGUGUUAUCAACCGCUGGCCCACUGGCUCUGUUCUACCUGGCAGCAGCUGUGUCGGACUUCUACCUACCCGAGGAAGAAAUGCCCAAGCACAAAAUCCAGUCAAGCGGUGGCCCGAUGCAGCUACAUUUGCAGCAGGUACCCAAGAUGCUAUCACCGCUGGUAAAGGACUGGGCUUCAUCAGCAUUCACCGUGUCCUUCAAGCUGGAAACAGAUGAAAGGAUCAUUGCAGAGAAAGCACGUGGGGCACUGGAGAAGUACAAGCAUCAAGUGGUCAUCUCCAAUUUGCUUUCCACACGCCGGAAUAAGGUGACGUUUGUGACGCUGAGUGAUCAGGUGGAGAUCAGCGUGUCUACCGAAUCGGAGAGGGAGCUCGAAGACUUGAUCGUCUCUGAACUGUCCAGGCGGCACAAUGAGUUUCUACAUGCUGCCUCGACAAGCUAGUGCUGCCAUGAACCUUUCUGAACGUUUGAUAUCAUCGUAGGAGAGAUGGUACGGAACGGAAGUCUGGCUGCUUGCCCACUGCUGAUUGGAUCUUCCAUGUGCUUUGAAGGUAUGUUUGUUUCUUAGGCACAAGAGGGUCAUGGAAACCGUCCACCACUGUUUCUAUUCGUAUAUGCGCUCUCAGACAGUUUUGCAUGUGUGUACCAUUAUGGCACCAACCGCCUGUUUUAGUUUCCUCCUCCUACCAUUUGACACGCACGAUCAUCAGCAGUGAAUCGUCUCCUUCUAUUCGUCGCGGUGUAGCCAUGGUUCAAACCUUCUUCCAACAGGGUUCAUUGCCGACAUUGCAACGAUGACCGUAAUAUAGCCCACGUUAUCAGUACUUCAGCUCCAAAUCAGAAUUCCUCUAUAUCAUUGAGUGUGGCUGCGGCUACUGGCCACCGGGUAUACACUGUGUACUAUGGUGCCAGGUAGGCACCCGUUCUGGCUGAAGUUGUGUGCGUGUGUGUGUGUGUUCCCGUGUUAGGUUAGUACUAGGUAUCUUUUGUUUUGUGGCUUUCGGAUUAUUUCCAAAAUUCAAUAUCUUUUGAUACCGAUUCCAGUGGUGUUGAGACCUCGGGUUCUAAUUUAUCAAACGCAUCUAGAUACAUGUAGUCCAAAGUUCCAAACUCUUAUUAUUAUUUUAUGCAAUACAUGUAUAGAUAGAGUUGUUUUCUUUCGAAUGUUAUUGCCUAUCUGGCAUGGCCAAACCGAGUGACGUUUUAUUCCAAAAGUACUUUGAAGUAUGUUUUUCAGAAGGCGCCUCUGCCUGAAAAUCUACGACUUAGUAAUAACCUACUAAUAGGUGAUCAUUAAUUUUUAUAAUUUGCUUUAGAGACAGUGCAUUGCGUUGCAAUGCUUCUGACGAGAAUAGUCACAACUGUGCGUGACAACUGCAAUAGAUGACAAUGGACGUGUUCAGUUCUUUUUUUUCUUUCUGUGUGAGCUUUGCUGUCAUGUUGGUGCAGCAGUGCUCAGUUUGGGUCACUCCUGUGCCAUGUGCUAGGUUUUUAAAGUACAACAGUACCGGACGCAGA
Sycon ciliatum is the source of this 2176-nucleotide messenger RNA. RefSeq names its product phosphopantothenate--cysteine ligase-like. The transcript is spliced from 8 exons. Bases 159 to 1100 code for a protein of 313 amino acids. Gene Ontology annotation, molecular function: phosphopantothenate--cysteine ligase activity. Gene Ontology annotation, biological process: coenzyme A biosynthetic process. Gene Ontology annotation, cellular component: cytoplasm; nucleus. The record is from RefSeq and is a predicted model, not a curated record. NCBI's taxonomy places the organism in Eukaryota, Metazoa, Porifera, Calcarea, Leucosolenida, Sycettidae.